This is a messenger RNA of Alternaria ethzedia, 1428 nucleotides long. RefSeq lists its product as uncharacterized. The record is from RefSeq and is a predicted model, not a curated record. The coding region runs from base 1 to 1428 and encodes 475 amino acids. The transcript is spliced from 2 exons. Lineage: Eukaryota; Fungi; Ascomycota; Dothideomycetes; Pleosporales; Pleosporaceae.
AUGCUGAUAAACCACUUCUGCCUUGAGCUUGAGGAGGAGGUCGAGCAAAAGCUCAUCAACGCGCGACUCGGAGUGGAGGACGUCUCGGAGGAAUGGCUCCAGGCGCAGUUGCUGUUACGCGCUUUCGGGCGUCCCGGUGAAGAAGUCCGCCGAACGAAGCUUGACAUGAUCUCGAGUCUCGAGAUUAUCAACGCGAUACUGGAGGACAAAUACUACAUCCGCCCAUUGGAGCAUCUCCUUGAACUCUUCCACAAUUUAGAGGAGGUUUGGGCCAAAGCAUAUCCUGAGCACCCAGCUUCAGAGAAUUAUUUCAAGAACAAAACGCGACACAACGCCUCACAGUGCUGGUGCUUUGCUGCACAGCAAAAGAACCUACUCAUCGAAAAAACGUUGCCUGCCACGGUAACAAAGCCAAAGCCGAACGUGAGUCAGGAUGCACGACCUGCACCAGAAACGCGAGCCGCGAACGACGCCAAUGUGCUCCAAGCACUCGCUGUGCACAAGCGGUCAUUACCGGACGCUGAAGAUCUUGGUGAAGCUUCCGGUGGUUUGCACAAAAGACAAAAGCUUCCGUCGCCUACUCCUGAGCCCGAUAACGACAACAGGGAAGGCCCAUCGUCCUUGACCGCGCCAAUUGCAGGCGUACCCCUGACACCGCCAGAGCGUGCGGAUCACCCGCCCCUUGCGGUUGCGGUUUCUGUACCUCCGUCCGAGAGCCCUCUAUGGCGAGCGAUUCUUGAUGAACACAGCAGAUCCAGGCUGCAUAAUUACAUGACUCAAAUGGCAGGUACCUACAUGGUACAGUGUCCGUUGCUGGAAACGAGACAUCCAGAUCUCGUCGGGCAACUCAGCAUCGUCAUCAAGUACAUUGGUGCUCCCUCAACUACGUCUGGCAUACUCGAAGCUUACAUCAACUUUGGCAAUUUUGUUGGCCCGGCAGUACUUGGGCUCGACGAUCCCCACCUCACAGAGUACCUUUGGGCCACAGCAAAAGAAAGACGGGGCCAACGUGGUCCUACUGACUACGUGAACGCUGAAGUUAAAAGACUUCGCGAGGCCGCACUAGAUUUGGCUGGGCAAAGAACACCGGCACGGAAGAGGACUAACCUGAAGACUAGAAAUCUUAGAGACAUUCCUGCUCUUGAGAUUAACACUUCCGAGUUACCCGGAUUGUGUUUUGACGCUCGACUUGAUAAUCCGACCGGCGAAUUCUACGAGUCAGGCACAUAUCGCAUCUUCCAGGGAGAAAUCAAGUUCAGUGAGAGCGGUCUGUGUUUCGGCGGAGCGAUUAGGUUGCCAGAAAGUGCUGGAGGGGAGCUGAAGUUCAAUGGUUUCAAGGUCUUCAACAAACACCGAGGUGACCUCCCACAGAAAUGGGAAGAUGUUCCUACCAGCAAGGUACAUCCGUUGGAGGAUACUCCCUUAUAG